UGUGGAUUCACUGUCAUGGCGGCGUCAUUACAAAAAUAUGAGCUUGGUUUUAGCAUUUAACGAACUAUUUAAGAACGAGCGAAGCUUCUAAUAUGCACACUGAAAAGAAAAGAUCCAAGGAGGACACAUGGAAAGCAGCAGAUCUGAAAAGAUACAUUGCAGAAGGGGCACACGGAGAUGGGAGACGAGGAGAUGACGGACGAAGUCGUGGGGAGUCUUUACAGAAACACUAUAAGGAGUCCAGAAGGGAAGGAGAUAAAGAUAGAGAUUUCUAUACUGGAGGCAGAGAAGAUGGAGAUGAGGUGUACAGACAUGUUGAAAGAAGAAAAGAGGGUUCACGAGACAGACGGAGUGAUAGAGAAAGGGACAUAAGAGAGGAGAGGGAUAAAGACAAGGAGAGGAGGAGAGAACGAGACCAUGACCAUAUCAUAAAACCUGAUAGGAGAAGAAGGGAUCAAGAGGAAACACAGAACAGGGAAAGGGAUAGUCACCGCCAAAGAGAAAAGGAUAAGGUAAAAGACAAGUACACAGAUGAAGAGAGGGCAAGAAGGAGGCAGGAACUUGAGAAAGAAGUAAGGAAAGAAGAAGGAGACCAGGAAUACAAGCAUUACAGAGACCCCCGGAGUCAUGUGAAAAUUGACAAAGGUGGGUCUGAAUACAAUGAUAAAUACAACAGGGAGCGAAGAGAACGACAUAGAGAAAGAGAUAGACAGGGAGAAGAAUAUGCAACCAGCAGGAGUGAAAAAGGGAGAAGAGAAAGGCAUACAGAGAGAAAGCAGUCUGAACACCAUGAAGGAAAAGACUAUCAAGAUUAUCGCAGAAAAGACAAAGAUGGCAGAGAGAGAAGACACAAAGAACGAAGACAUCAUGAUGAGAGGCAGAAGCAUCACAGUGAAUACAGAGAGCAUCGAGAUCGGAAGAGGACAGAGGAAGAGGUCAGGCAUCACCGCAGUGACAGAGAGGAAGAACCUAGAGGGGACAAACACCGAGAGAAAAAACAUAAAGAGGAGAAAGACCUUAAAGAAAGGACACAGGAGACAGACAAAGAAUUACAGCAAACCAGGUUAAGUCACUCACAGGAAGCUGAAGAAACAAAGAUUGUCAAUGAAAAUGAGCCAGAACAGGAAUAUGAAGAUGACUUUGAGGAAUAUGAGGAUGAUUUUGAAGAACUAGAUGAAAGUGAAAAUGAAGAUGCAAAGAAACAAGAAUUAGUGGAAGAUAAAGAAGAACUUUCACCAGAGAAAAGAGAAGAGAUAAAGGCCAUUCAGAGAGCCAUGGAUGAAGAAAACAAAAAGGUUGGAGCUCUUUCCAGACAGAAUACCACAGAGAUCGAGGAAGAAAGACCUAAAUGGUCCAGAGAAUCAGAGAGGACUGAAAGUCAGACUCCUCAAUGUGGAAAAUUUAUGGACUUCGUAGCAGCCAAACAACGAGAAGUAAACAAAAAAGUUGCCACAAAACAAAAGAAACGUGGCACAGAGUUACUCCGACUGAUUGAUUUGGAUUUCACUUUGACAUCGUCCCUCUUGGAUUUACCUCCAGUGAAUGAAUAUGACAUGUACAUAAGAAAUUUUGGAACAGCAAAUACUAAGCAGGCUUAUGUUCAAUGUAAUGAAGAUAAUGCAGACCGAGAUAUCCAGACAGAAGAGAUAGAGCUGUGUGAGAAAUGGACCCAGCAUCCGCAAGAGCAUAGUGGAGCUUGUGGUGAUCCAAACAAUUCCUCUAAAGCGAGAGAUGGAGCCCUCAACGAACUGAAUAUUGAUUCCAAACGACUGACAACAUUUUUACAAUCAGCUUCACAGGUCAUGAUUGUGUUAUUAGAAGAAGACCAAGCUGAGAGAAAUUCACUCAGAAAGUUGAACACUCAAACCGAUGUUCUAUCUUUCAGUGAUGGAAGUUUACAGCUCAAUACAAAGUUGCCUUUUCUUCUUGGUCGCCACAUAAGCCUGAUUCAUUUUUCUGAAGUCCAAAAACACACCAUGAUAUCUGUUCAUACUACAACAACUAAACCAAGUGCAGUGCAUUUAGAUAACCAUACUCUCAUCUGCAUAUGGAAUAUAUGGGAACCAUCAAGACCACAAAAGAUUCUUUUGUAUGAAUCUGAGGUGCAGUGUUGUUGCUUUAGUCCUGGGAAGGCCACUCUAGUAUUUGCAGGUACUACAGUGGGCUCCGUAGUGCUGUGGGACCUGAGGGAACACACAAGCAACCAUCACCAAAUGACCAUUGGAGGUGAUGAGUGGACCUUCAGGCAGCCUUCCUUUUCCACUGACGCAGUCAUGUCAGCCUCAGGACAUUUCUCAACUGUUAUGUCUGUUGAAGUGGUGCCUUCUGUUGUAAUAAGAGGGCAAAGGUCAGAGGUUUCCCUCUGGACGUCUGAGGAAGAAGCGACUGGAUUGUCAUUUCAACUGGCAUCUCUUGAUGAAAGUGGGAUUUUAAAUUUCUGGGUGGUGGUGGAACUUCCAAAAGCUAAUGAGGCAGGCUCCCAAACAGAUUUAGGGCUGAGACCUGGUGGUAAAGUUAAGCUCCUUCACAGCUCCUCUCUCUCAGUUGUUGACAGAAUGUCCCACAAAGCAAACAAGUCAACACCUCUGCAGACACUUCAGCUAAAGUUUCUUCCAACAGACUCAAAUCAUUUCUUCAUUGGUACUAAUAUGGGUAUUGUCCAUCAUGGCACAAGUCAUGGUUUAAAAGCUUUGCCUAAGUCCUACAGAUGUCAGGAAGGCGAUGAGAAACCCACUGAUAUCAGCUCGGUUAGCUUUUCACCCUUCAGACAAGAUUUAUUUUUGGUGGGCUGUGGGGAUGGCUGCAUCAGGUUGCAUACUGUUAGCCAAGAAAAGCCUUUGAUUGAGUGGAGAGAUGGCUGUGCAGGGCAGCCAGUGGUCUCUGUGCAGUGGUCUCAAACCAGGCCUGCUGUUUUCAGUGUACUAGAUUCAGCUUCAAACAUCUACCUCUGGGAUCUGCUGAAAAAUGAGACAGAACCUGUGAUGAUUGAAGGCACGGGAAAGGACAGAGUGACAGCCAUGGCUUUGUUUGGAGACUCAGGACAACAAAACACAUACUCAGGAGUGGCACUUGCACAUGAAUCAGGGAAAAUAGAAAUUCAGUAUUUCACAAACAAUUUUACAGUGUCUAGUCUUCCAGAAGUAGAAAAGUUAAACAGUUUGGUAGAAGUUAUCUAAAAUAUGUGUAUACAAUAAUAUACACUGUAAUUUAUAUUUUGUACCUGUCCUCUAGUUAUUUCUUUUGGCUUUGUCCUUGUGCCUUUUUAUACACAUUUCCUAUUAUAAGGUUGGUGAGAAAUAUUGUAAAUAUUGUAAUAUAACAGAAAUGGUCACAUUUCAUGGUAAACUGAUGGGUGUAACCUACAUGUGUAAAGGUAUUGUAAAUUGUAAAUAUGAGAAAAUGAAUAUAAAUAGCCUAAUAGAUGUCUAUUUUGUAUGGGGGAAAAAUAAAAU
Molecule: messenger RNA, 3452 nt
Organism: Boleophthalmus pectinirostris (great blue-spotted mudskipper)
Lineage: Eukaryota; Metazoa; Chordata; Actinopteri; Gobiiformes; Gobiidae
Gene: dync2i1
Product: dynein 2 intermediate chain 1
Exons: 22
Coding region: 93-3176 (1027 amino acids)
Biological process (GO): intraciliary transport
Cellular component (GO): cytoplasmic dynein complex
Molecular function (GO): dynein light chain binding; dynein heavy chain binding
Source: RefSeq, a predicted model, not a curated record